Molecule: messenger RNA, 1428 nt
Organism: Charadrius vociferus (killdeer)
Lineage: Eukaryota; Metazoa; Chordata; Aves; Charadriiformes; Charadriidae
Product: acidic mammalian chitinase-like
Exons: 11
Coding region: 1-1428 (475 amino acids)
Biological process (GO): carbohydrate metabolic process; chitin catabolic process
Cellular component (GO): extracellular region
Molecular function (GO): chitin binding; chitinase activity
Source: RefSeq, a predicted model, not a curated record
AUGGCCAAGCUCACUUUGCUUACCGGUCUGGUCCUCCUGCUGAACGCUCAGAUAGGCACUGCCUAUGUGCUGUCAUGUUACUUCACCAACUGGGCCCAGUAUAGGCCUGGCCUGGGAAAAUUCAUGCCUGACAACAUCGACCCGUGCCUGUGCACUCACCUGCUAUAUGCCUUUGCUGGCAUGUCCAACAAUAAAAUUACAACUUACGAAUGGAAUGACGAGACCCUUUACAAAUCCUUCAACGGCUUGAAGAACCAAAACAGAAACCUGAAGACUCUGCUGUCUAUUGGAGGAUGGAAUUUCGGGUCAGACAAGUUCUCCACAAUGGUUUCCACGCCCCAGAACCGCCAGACCUUCAUCAAGUCCGUCAUCAAGUUCCUGCGCCAGUACCAAUUUGAUGGGCUUGACCUUGACUGGGAAUACCCCGGCUCCAGGGGCAGCCCACCCCAGGACAAGGGUCUCUUCACUGUCCUCGUUAAGGAAAUGCUGGCAGCAUUUGAGCAGGAAGCCAAACAGGUCAACAAGCCCCGUCUCAUGGUCACUGCUGCUGUUGCUGCUGGAGUUUCCACCAUUCAGGCUGGCUACGAGAUUCCUGAGCUUGGGAAGUACUUGGACUACAUCCACGUGAUGACUUAUGACUUCCACGGCUCCUGGGAUAGAAACACUGGGGAGAACAGCCCUCUGUACAAAGGCCCAGCUGACACCGGGGACUACGUCUACUUCAAUGUUGAUUAUGCUAUGAAUUAUUGGAAGAGCAAUGGUGCCCCAGCAGAGAAACUAGUUGUUGGAUUUCCAGCAUACGGAAAUACCUUCACACUGCAAAACCCAUCUGACAAUGGUCUUGGUGCACCAGCAUCAGGCCCUGGGCCAGCUGGACCUUACACACAGGAGGCCGGGACACUGGCUUACUAUGAGAUCUGCACUCUCUUGAAUUCUGGAGCCACCGAGGUUUGGGAUACCCCCCAGGACGUGCCCUACACUUACAAAGGCAAGGAAUGGGUUGGCUAUGACAACAUCAAGAGCUACAAGAUCAAGGUUGACUGGCUGAAGAAGAACAAUUUUGGAGGUGCUAUGGUCUGGGCUCUUGAUCUGGAUGACUUCACUGGCACUUUCUGCAAGGAAGGCAAAUAUCCCCUGAUCACCACCCUGAAGAACGGACUUGGUCUGCAAAACAGCGACUGCGUGUCCCCGCCUCAGCCCAAUCCUCCCAUCACUGAAGCUCCUAACCAGGGAAGUGGCAGUGGGAGCGGGGGCUCAGGUGGUGGCUCUGGUGGGAGCGGUUUCUGUGCUGGCAAGGCCAACGGCAUCUACGCAGAUCCAACCAACAAGAGCAACUUCUACAACUGCGUUAAUGGUGAAACCUUCAUGCAGACCUGCCAGAACGGUCUCGUCUUUGAUCCCAGCUGCUCCUGCUGCAACUGGCCAUGA